Trypanosoma conorhini is the source of this 480-nucleotide messenger RNA. RefSeq lists its product as uncharacterized. The coding region runs from base 1 to 480 and encodes 159 amino acids. The transcript has a single exon. NCBI's taxonomy places the organism in Eukaryota, Euglenozoa, Kinetoplastea, Trypanosomatida, Trypanosomatidae. The record is from RefSeq and is a predicted model, not a curated record.
AUGAAACCGAUCCAGCACCUCGGCGGCAAACAGUUCCCGUGGAAAAAAACCACGCGGACGGCGCAGGCUGGGAUUGUUGGCGCUCAUCUUCUCCUGCGCCGCCAUCCACCGCGCCACCUUGUGAAACUCCUCAUCCACGGCCCGGUUGAUGAGCCAAGAGGGUUUCCCAAAGAAGCAUCGGAUGCUGUUUAUCUGCCGAAUCAAAAGGACAUGGCGGAUCACAGGAAGCUGCAGCCACGGAGCACCGGGGAGCGGCUCGUAGCGACGCAACACGUCGAGGACCUCUUCCUUCGGGAUGUACUUCUUGUGUUUAUGCCGCCGUGCGAUCAUGAAAAGCUCAGCGUGCAGAAUCAAGCACGCCUUAUCAAAACGGAGCUUCUUUGGGAAGGUCUGCCGGUAAACAUCGCCGAUAAUUUGCAUGAAGGGCAGCACUGCAUCCAACUGAGGGUGCGAAGAGAAACGGGGCAAGAACGCACAUAA